AUGGUGGUUCCACAGGCGUUGCGCGCGUGGCGCUUUCCUCCUCUGGGCCGCGGCUUGGGACGACGCUUUGCCGCUGCCGCAGCACCAGCGGCCACCAGUGGCAAGGUCUCCCAGGUGAUCGGCGCUGUGGUGGACGUGCAGUUUGAUUCUGCCCUGCCACCCAUCCUGAAUGCUCUGGAGGUGGAAGGCUUUGAACAUCGCCUGGUUUUGGAAGUGGCGCAGCACUUAGGCGAGAACAUGGUGCGCACCAUCGCGAUGGAUGGUACUGAUGGCCUGACACGUGGGCAGAAGGUCAUCGACACGGGAGCACCCAUCACUGUUCCAGUGGGAGAACAGACGCUGGGGCGCAUUAUCAAUAUUAUCGGUGAGCCCAUUGACGAGUUGGGCCCAAUUGAGACGAAGAAGUUCUACGCCAUCCACCGUCCCACGCCAACCUUCACGGAGAUGAACACCACUGCACAGCAGUUGCUCACGGGCAUCAAGGUCGUGGACCUCUUGGCACCCUACGCCAAGGGCGGUAAGAUUGGCCUCUUCGGUGGCGCCGGCGUGGGGAAGACGGUGGUGAUCAUGGAGCUCAUCCACAACAUUGCCUUGAAGCACGGUGGUUAUAGUGUCUUCGCAGGUGUAGGCGAGCGCACUCGCGAGGGCAACGACUUGUAUCACGAGAUGAUGGCAAGUGGUGUCAUCAAGAAGGACAAGGCGCCUGGCUCAAAGGCUGCACUGGUCUACGGGCAGAUGAACGAGCCUCCAGGUGCUCGAGCACGUGUGGCCUUGACGGGUCUGACAGUGGCCGAGUACUUCCGUGAUGAGGAGGGACAGGAUGUGCUGCUCUUUGUCGAUAACAUCUUCCGCUUCACCCAAGCUGGCUCUGAGGUGUCGGCCUUGCUGGGACGUAUUCCAAGUGCCGUCGGCUACCAGCCGACCUUGGCCACAGACUUGGCCUCUUUGCAGGAGCGCAUUACCACCACCCAGAAGGGCUCGAUCACCUCCGUCCAGGCGGUCUACGUGCCGGCGGAUGACUUGACGGAUCCGGCACCUGCCACCACCUUCGCUCACCUGGAUGCCACGACUGUCUUGUCGCGCCAGAUUGCAGAGUUGGGCAUCUAUCCUGCCGUGGAUCCGCUGGACUCCACGAGCCGAAUGUUGGACCCGUCCAUCGUGGGGCAGCGGCACUACGACAUCGCUCGCAGCACGCAGAAGAUCCUCCAGGACUACAAGUCUUUGCAGGACAUCAUUGCUAUUCUGGGAAUGGAUGAGUUGAGUGAAGAAGAUAAGCUCACGGUGGCGCGUGCACGCAAGGUGCAGCGCUUCUUGUCGCAGCCCUUCUUCGUGGCGGAGAUCUUUACCGGCACCCCGGGCGCCUUCGUGGAUUUGGAGACCACGAUCAACGAUUUCGAGGAGGUCCUCUCGGGCAACUGCGACGAUAUCCCUGAGGCGGCCUUCUACAUGAUCGGCGGCAUGUCGGAUGUGCGUGAGAAAGCAGCCAAGCUGGCAGCCGUUGCUGCUGGCAAGUGA
Durusdinium trenchii is the source of this 1515-nucleotide messenger RNA. The record is from the annotation of a GenBank genome assembly. NCBI's taxonomy places the organism in Eukaryota, Dinophyceae, Suessiales, Symbiodiniaceae.